Bursaphelenchus xylophilus (pine wood nematode) is the source of this 2611-nucleotide messenger RNA. NCBI's taxonomy places the organism in Eukaryota, Metazoa, Nematoda, Chromadorea, Rhabditida, Aphelenchoididae. The record is from the annotation of a GenBank genome assembly.
AUGGCCUCAGCCAAAAAAAGAGUCGAACUGGCCAAGCAACAACAGAAAAUAAGCGGAGUUCAGAUCAACACCUCCGUCGAUGAUCCCCAGAAAUCCAUCGACGAACUGAUCAGUGCCGGGGUCAGGGAUCAUCAAAAUCGGAAUAAACAUUUCGAACGGAAGACCAAAGGGUACCCCGUGUCUUACUUCAACUACCCCAAGAACACCUGUAAAUCCCGCGGAUCCUCGGUUGGCCAUUCCCGGGAGGGCUCUUCGGAUGAUGGCUUCGGAUCCUCGGGUCGUCAGACUCUCUCGCCCAGCUCCAUAUCCUCCUCGAAUAUCGGGGCUCAGAACUUUUCGCAUUAUUCCCAACCAAUAAACGUCGUCCAUCAGCGGCAAGCCUCGGCCCCCGAAUUGAUCAACUACGGGAUCGAGCAGGGUCACAGUCAUCUCUCGCACCCCUCCCAUCCCCAUCAUCCGCAUCAUCUUCCCACACAUCACAAGUGAGUAAUCGAAUUGGCUUACAAAUUGUCUGGAAUCUUUGAUGACCUAAUUGAAGCAAAUUUCCAAAAAAUUUCCAAGUUUUGGCCAAUUUAUGGCUUGUGGAAAGAGCUAUUAAUAAUCAAAAACCAUGAAAAAGCUUUUAGAAAAAGCUUAAUCCCGAUUUACGCCAAUUUUCAUCAAAUUUGCAAUGUUUACUGAUCGUUUUCGUAAUGAAAAAUGAUGGUUAAAAUAAUUGCGUAAUCUUGUUUCAGCCGCUUCGAGUCCGCCCGUGCCCAUGUUGGGUCGGCCGGCCUCCCUCCAGUAGCCCACUCUUAUUCCUCAAAAUCCCUCAGCACCGCCGCCCUCCACACUCAGCCCAGUCCCAAUCAAUUUAUACCCAAUUCCGGGGAUGCAGCCCUCUCUCAGCCCGUGUAUCAUCAUCAGCGAUCGGCCAAGUCCUGCGACUUUGAUGCGGUUUCAAAUGCCAGCCAAAUCAAGCAGGAGCAGGCCAGUCCGGCCGCCUUCGAAGACACCUCCCAUCUGGGAAGGAGUAUGAAUCACAUGAAUUCAUUCAGUGGAUCUCAACAGCCCAGUUCAUCCUCCUAUUGGACCGAUCCCCGGGCCAAAAGUCAGUCCUUGGACCCCUUGGCCAUUAGUAUGGCCCCUCAAAGUAGUAUGCCCGCAAAUGUCGGGCCGGGAGUUCAUCAUCAACAGGCCCAUUCCUUGAGCGCAAUCUCGACAACUCAAUCGGAUUCAGGGCUGGAUGAUGGACUAGGACCUCUGCCAAAUGGAUGGGCCAAGUCUUUUACGGAGACGGGCGUACCCUAUUUCAUUGAUCACAAUAAUAAGACCACUACUUGGUUUGAUCCUAGAACUUGUAAGCUAAAUUUGAAAUUUUUGUCUUGCUUUACUAGGCUUAUAAAUGUUUUUCGUUAUAUCCAAUGACCAUAAAAUCGAUUUACAGGCCACACCGACAAUCCCUCAAUCCGACCUCGCAACUCUUUCAAGAAAGCUAGCAGUGGAGAAGCUUUACAUUACAGUAAUCUCUAUGACCAGCAACCCAUGUCUGUACAGAUGACCCCUCAGUAUGGCGUAAGUUGACUCUAAAGCCUUGAUUACUCCCCAAGACAUUUUUUAUGACUUAUUUUUACUUUUAGCAACAAAUCCAACGAGGAGUCGACCGAGUUCAUCAGCUGAAAAUGGAACGGAAUUAUAUGCAGGAGCGACAGCAGCAAUUACAACAACAAGUAGGUGUUGUACGGAUUUAAUUUUAUGCUUUUAGGGCUUACUGGACCAGAAACAACAGAGUCCCCAUCAAAGUCAGACCUUUGGAUCGCCUCCUUGUCAGCCAUCGGACUCUCCUUUUAAUAGGUCUACUCAAUUAUACAGUAAUCCUAUGGCUGGAGGGGAAGUGAAUAUGGAACAUUAUGAAGCGAAUUACAACAAUCCGACAGUAAGUUAUCUUUGAUAGGAGUUUUAACGUGAUCAAAACUGUUAUGAAGUCAUUACGAGUUAAAAAUUAUAUUAUACUUAACUAGUCAAAAAAAAAUAUUUUUUCAGAGGACCUCAUCAAAUGAUUCGACGUUAGAGAAUCAGAUGGAAAUCGACUUCCAGCAAAACGAACCGAUGCACCAGAUCGACCCGGCAUUGGUACAGGUGAGAUACGAUCCUAUUGUAACACUUACAGUACCCUCAAAAACUAAUUUCAAAAAUUGAGUCCGGAAUAAUCGGAUUUAAAUAUUUUUAGGGAUCGUUUUCUUUACAAACCCACUUGUUCUUAAAGCGGAUUUUAAAAGGAAUUGCCAGGUCUUUGAGCUUGUUUUGCUACUAGUUAAUAAGGUCAAUGAGUUUAUCGAAUUGAAACAAUGGCUCUCUAGAUUCGAGAUAUUAAUUAUUUAAGAGGAGAACAGCUUAGGUCUUAAUAAAACUUGAUAAAAAUUAGGAUUAAAAAUUGUUAAAACGUAUUUUGCUUAUCUUGUCCCUCACACACAUGUUGCCCAAAACAAUAGGUACUUAAUUUUUUUUAAUUUUAAUGUUCUUCUUCCAGGACCUGAAUCCGGCCGAUUUGAAUCCCCACGAGUUCGAUCGUUACCUCCAAAUCAACGAUUCCCAUCAACGGCACACCAGCACGGCCAAGUACAAUAUCUGA